This is a messenger RNA of Chroicocephalus ridibundus (black-headed gull), 2751 nucleotides long. RefSeq names its product 5-hydroxytryptamine receptor 1B (gene HTR1B). Gene Ontology annotation, molecular function: G protein-coupled serotonin receptor activity; dopamine neurotransmitter receptor activity, coupled via Gs. The transcript is spliced from 2 exons. The record is from RefSeq and is a predicted model, not a curated record. Gene Ontology annotation, cellular component: plasma membrane. Bases 413 to 1552 code for a protein of 379 amino acids. Lineage: Eukaryota; Metazoa; Chordata; Aves; Charadriiformes; Laridae. Gene Ontology annotation, biological process: chemical synaptic transmission; G protein-coupled dopamine receptor signaling pathway; bone remodeling.
CCGCCGUCGCGCCCGCAGCCCGGGGGGGAGGCCGCCGCCCGCGGGCAUGCGGCGCUGCCGCUGCGCCCGUCGAGACGCGGUGCGGAGCGGCGGGCGGCGGGGCUGCGCCUAGGGGCGGCCGGGGCGGGAGCCCCAUGCCCGGAGCUCGCCGCGCUCCGCGGGGAAGCGGCGGGGCAAUGAGCUGGCGGGGCGAGCGGGCACGCCUGGCCCCCGGUUUGCCCUGCUCCCUCGCCCGCGGGGAGUGAGGCUCGGCGGAGCCCGCUCGGUGCUCCCGGAAGGGCGGGCGGGCGGGUGGGAGGUGGUGCCGGCGCGGGGAUGCUGCAGCCCUCCCCCGGCGUCGACGGGGUCCUGCCAGGGUAGCGGCCCCGCCGUCCCGAGCCCCGCCGUCUGCGGGGGCGGCGGCCGCGGAGGGAUGGAGCCGGCCGGCCCCUGCCAGGCGCCGCUGCUCCCCGCCAACGACUCUUACCACGGCCGAAACUGCAGCGCCGAGGAAGGGACCUACCAGGAUGCCACCCCCCUCUCCGGGAAGAUCGUGCUCGCCGUCGUCCUGGCGCUCGUCACCCUGGCCACGGUGCUCUCCAACGCCUUUGUCAUCGCCACGGUCUACCAGACGAGGAAACUCCACACGCCGGCCAACUAUCUCAUCGCCUCGCUGGCCGUCACCGACCUCCUCGUCUCCAUCCUCGUCAUGCCCAUCAGCACCAUGUACACUGUGACCGGCAAGUGGACGCUGGGCCAGAUCGUCUGCGAUAUCUGGCUGUCCUCGGACAUCACCUGUUGCACGGCGUCCAUCCUGCACCUCUGUGUCAUCGCCCUGGACCGCUACUGGGCGAUCACCGACGCCGUCGAGUACUCCACGAAACGGACUCCCAAGCGGGCAGCGGGCAUGAUCGCCUUGGUGUGGGUCUUCUCCAUCUGCAUCUCCAUGCCCCCUUUGUUUUGGCGGCAGGCGAAGGCCGAAGAAGUCUCUCACUGUGUGGUGAACACGGACCACGUCCUCUACACCGUGUACUCCACGGUGGGAGCCUUCUACUUCCCCACUCUGCUGCUGAUAGCCCUCUACGGGAGGAUCUACGUGGAAGCCAGAUCGCGGAUUUUGAAGCAGACGCCAAAGAAAGCAGGUAAAAGACUAACACGGGCUCAGUUAAUCACAGACUCCCCGGGGUCGUCCUCCUCCGUCACGUCCAUAAACUCCAAGGCCCCCGAGGGCUCCAGCGAAACGGGCUCUCCCGUGUACAUGAACCAGGUGAAGGUGAAGGUCUCGGAUGCCCUGCUGGAGAAGAAGAAGCUCACGGCCGCUAGAGAGCGGAAAGCUACAAAGACUUUAGGGAUUAUUUUAGGAGCCUUCAUCGUCUGUUGGCUGCCCUUUUUCAUCAUCAGCCUGGUGUUGCCUAUUUGCAAGGACGCUUGCUGGUUCCACAUGGCCAUCUUUGACUUUUUCACGUGGCUGGGAUAUCUCAACUCCCUCAUCAACCCCAUCAUCUAUACUAUGUCGAACGAAGACUUCAAACAAGCUUUCCACAAACUCAUACGUUUCCGAUGCACAAGCUGAAAAUUUUGAAUGCGAUGUGUUCGCCGGGGCUGCCCCCUUGCACGCCCGUGCCCGACGCCACAGAAUCAAGUUGCUAUUGUAAAGACCCACUGCUUGAAACUUCCCCAAGCCCAGUUGCCAGACUCAUGAUGCUGCAAAAACGUCAAUACAUACUGCCACCAAACUGCUCAGCUCUGCAUUUCAGUGUAAUGACUCUGGCAGAGAUGCUGUUCCAAUAGUCACGCAGAUCAGUUGCAAAACACACACACAAAAAAAAAAAAAGAGGGCAGCCUCGAAUCAAGGUCUAUAAUUCAUCUGGACUGAAGAAAAAGUUUGAGAGUAAACUCCAUUUAUUUUGCAGGCUUAACUUCUUAAUUUGUUCUCCGGCCGGUUGUAGGGGUGUGCACAAGAGCACAGUUGUCUCUGUCUGUGUUGGUAGCAUAGUUGUACUUCUGCACACCUGUAAUUUCUUUCUUUCAGUGGAAAGAGUUGCUCCCUUCACUUAUGAGGCCAAGAGGAGAAAAAUAAGCAACAUGUAAAGUAGGAGCAUCGCAGUAAAUUCUGUAAAUGACUCCUUCAGCUGAACAUGUGUGAGAAGUGACAGUGUGCAAAAGUUGUAUUUGUAUUUCAAAACAAUAGCAAAUGCUGUAGAAACAAGAGUUGUAGACCUGUUCAGCUGCACUGCAUAUCUAUAGUCUGUCCUCAUAGUUGCCUUUAUAAAGUAAAUACUUCUUGCUUCUACUCCAUAACUCAAGAGCAGAAAACAAGAAGUCCACUGACCUUUUCCAUAAACCAGCUGGGAAUAGAAGUAGCAGUUUGAUGUUGUAACCAUGUUUUCCAUUUUGUGUCAGUUGCACACCCUUACCGCAUGAACCACUGCAAAAUUUGAAUUCUCUAAGUAAUUACAUUAUUUAGUGUAUUUUGUAAAGAAGUGAAGCAGUUUGCUCUUUCAGAAGAGCUGUAUCACCUGCAAAAUAAAUACCCAUGAAUCAUGAAUUAACUGAUGUUAGUGAAAUUACCCUCCUCCCUACUUCCCCCCCUAUUUUUUUUUAUUUUUAUUUUUUUCUGAUCAGACCUUAAGACAGGUCUACACACAUUCAGCAGUCAAAGUUAGAGUUCCGGGAUAUGGUCCACCUGCUGUGAUAGAACUGCAUUGAUUGUUCCUCCUAUGUGUAAAUGAAAAUGAGCAUAAACAAUAAAAUGCUUUACUGUGUUCUCAA